CAGAAAAAACCUUACCCUCUCGUAGCCAAAUCAUCUCAAGCAAUGAAGAUCACCUUGCUUGCCCUCUUCCUUGUCUUCGCCUUCACCUCAACCCAAGCUGAUUUAGUGCUUGACACUGAAGGCAACCCCGUCGGAAAUGGCGGCUCAUACUACAUCCUCCCAGCUCGUCAGGGAAACGGCGGCGGCAUGGGUGUCGCCGCUACUGGAAAGGAAUCUUGCCCUCUCACCGUUGUCCAGACCACUUCUGAACAAUCCAACGGCUUACCCACCAGACUUUCAUCUCCAUACAGAAUCGCAUAUCUCCCUACAAAUUUCAUUAUGGAGUUCACGGUCAUUGCACCUCCAACGUGUGCUGAGAAGCCGGCGACAUGGACGAUUGUGGGCAGAGAAGAUGAGACAAGGGAAGUGAAACUUGUCGGGCACCAAAACAUCGUGCGUGCUUCUUUUAAAAUUCGGACCUAUCAUGGUACGACGUAUAAGAUGGUGUUCUGUCCCAGUGAUGAAGAAUAUUCUUGUGCAGCUCUUGGGAUUUCCAAGGAUGAGAAAGGAAACAGGCGUUUGGUUAUUGAUGAUGACAACCCUUUCGUUGUUGUGUUUCACAGAGCUGGAUCAUCGAACUGCUGGAUGAAAGAGCGUACUCUAUCGAAAUGGUGAUGAAGCGACAACUUGUUGCAAACAGUUAAUAUAACUCCUUGCACUUAUCAAAUAAUAAAUGAAAUAAUGCUUCAUGUGCCUUCCUUUUCUUCAUGUGUAUCUGAAGUCUAAAAUCAGUAAAAUUAUACAUCUCAA
Prosopis cineraria is the source of this 789-nucleotide messenger RNA. RefSeq names its product factor Xa inhibitor BuXI-like. The coding region runs from base 43 to 654 and encodes 203 amino acids. Gene Ontology annotation, molecular function: endopeptidase inhibitor activity. The transcript has a single exon. The record is from RefSeq and is a predicted model, not a curated record. NCBI's taxonomy places the organism in Eukaryota, Viridiplantae, Streptophyta, Magnoliopsida, Fabales, Fabaceae.